This is a messenger RNA of Stegodyphus dumicola, 390 nucleotides long. RefSeq lists its product as uncharacterized. The record is from RefSeq and is a predicted model, not a curated record. Lineage: Eukaryota; Metazoa; Arthropoda; Arachnida; Araneae; Eresidae.
AUGCCAUUGGACAGUGAAUCUGCAUCUACUUCAAAACUUGAAGCUAGUAAAGUGAGUGUUAAGAUACCGCCAUUUUGGGUAGAGAAACCUGAAAUGUGGUUUUUCACCAUAGAGGCACAGUUUAAAAUCAGUGGAAUUACUUCCGAAGACACAAGAUUUAAUUACCUGGUUGCACAACUUGAACCCAAAUUUAUAGAAAACAUUUGGGACAUUAUUCGAGACGACACGCCAAACAAAUAUUCAGCCGCUAAAGAAAGACUUCUGAGCACUUUUAAAGAAAGUGAAAACAAACGCAUCAAGCGAUUGCUAACUGGACUAGAAUUGGGAGACCAACUACUCCGAAAAAUGCGUGCCUUGGAGAUGCUGAUGAUGUGUCUGAAAAAAUUCUGA